Molecule: messenger RNA, 4163 nt
Organism: Coregonus sp. 'balchen'
Lineage: Eukaryota; Metazoa; Chordata; Actinopteri; Salmoniformes; Salmonidae
Source: the annotation of a GenBank genome assembly
AUGGACGAGGACUCUCACUGCUCUGUGUCGUCUGUGUGCGGUGCGAUGGAUGUUCAUGGGGCCUCCCUCCCCUCCAAUGCCGUAGGUCUGACAUCCCCACCUUAUACGGCCACUCCGGUCGACCACGAUUACACCAAACGUAAAACCCUCCGGCGGCAGCAGCAGACGUGGCAGCAGCAGUAUGAGGGGGAGCAGCAGGCUGAUGGUACAGUCCCAGUCCUAGACUCUGGGCCUAUGGGGUUGGGCCCUUCCUUCACUGGGCUGGGUAGUAGUGGUGGUGAGAAGGAUAAUCACUAUGAUGAUAAUUGCUCUGGUUCCAGUAAUGACCCCAUUAGCACUGGGGGAUUGGGUUAUCAUGGUGAAAUGGGCAAUAUGGCAUCUCAGGUUAUUUGGAAAUUGUUUUACUGCACUAUAAAAGCAACAGCAUUUAGUUUAGGCAAACAGAGGUGUGAUGGUAGAGUUUGGCAGAGGGCGAAAUUGUGAAAAUUAUGAUAAUGCCCUUUUAAUGUAAGAGCUGUUUAAAAAGAGCCUGACAUUUCAGCCUGUUUCGGUGGCAUGGAGUUUUGGCCUGCCAAUAAGAAAGAGUUCCAAAUCUUUGCCAAUAACAGCUAAUUUUCAGUUUUCCCCUCCCUAUUCAGACCACUCCCAGACAGUCCUAGCAACAUUCUUGCUUGAGAAAUUGCUCUUUGCUACGAAGCUAUUUUUGUUUCUUUUUGACAAUUUUAAUUGAAAACAAUCACAGUAAGAUACUUAAUUGUUACCCAGAAAUGAUUUGAUAUUGAGAUAAAAACAGCUGCACUGGACCUUUUUAUCUUAUGAUUUCAUCAGGUUUUUCUGAAUUUCUUACUAAUCUGUCACGCCCUGACUUAUGGGACUCUUGUAUGCUGAGUCAGGGUGUGGAGAUCUAUGUUAUUAUUUCUAUGUUCUCAUUCUAUGUUUGGCCGGGUGUGGUUCCCAAUCAGAGGCAGCUGUCGCUCGUUGUCUCUGAUUGGGGAUCAUACUUUAGUAGCCUGUUUGUUAUCAUUAGUUGUGGGAUCUUGUUCCGGGUAUAGGCUUGUAUUGUGUUUAGCCUGAGGACUUCACUUCACGUUACGUUGUUUUGUUCGUGUGUUUAGUUUAUAUAAUAAACAUGUAUGAAUUUCACGCUGCGCCUUGGUCUGACCCAUCCUUCAACGAGCGUGACAUAAUCAAAUAAUCAUAGCAGGGCAAUUAUUUCUGAAAAUAAUGCACGAAAGCUUGCUGGCUAUCACGUUAGACUUGGAUGUCGAUAUGUUCUCUGUAAGGUGUGGUGUCUUUUUAAAGGGGGUAAUGGCCAGUAAAAGAGAGCUCUGUCCUGGACACAGCAGGCUUUUAGCGUGUUGACUCUAGACCCAUGUGACAACCACAGAGCCACAGAGAAGACACAGCCAGGCUUCCAUUGAGAGGUUUUACCUGAUCCCAGGGAACAGUUGCUGCAUUGUCCUGUCAAUGACAUCUCACUACAGGUUCACUUGAAACGACUGAGCUGAAUUGAAUAUUUUGUCAAACACUGACAGGACACUUGUAGAGGGAGGCAGUUUACUUGUCCAAACUUGUCUUAAUAUAAAUAUUAUGUGUCAAGGAAAGUUUGGUAGCUAUACUGACACUUUUAACUGAGAAGAGGGGGGACAAAGAACUGGUUCUGAAAACUGCCUCUUACUGUGUGUGCAGGUUCAUUACUAAACCAAAGUCUAGUGCUUGUUUUGCAGUGCUGCUUGAGUAUUACUGAUGGCUGGUUUACUAGUGGCAGUAGACCUGUCAGUUGGAACAGUAGGAGGAGGGGAAAUGGAGAAGGGGCUGCAUUUAGGGUACACAUUAAUGUUCUGUUUUAAAAGACUAGAGUGGGGUGAAUCACUCACCUUGUAAAGAGUCAUUUAAAUUAUUCUACUUUACUAGACCUAUACUGUCCAAAUACAGACUAUAUAAGAGCAGUGUUAAAAAUCCUUCAGUAAAAGAGAGGUAGCUUUUCUAAAUGUAUUACCAACACAAUAUGAUAUCAGUUAAUGCGCUGAUGCAACUUUGCUCUACAUUUUAACACUUAGCAUUGCAUGACAACAGUAGUGUGAGGGACACAAGCAGUUUACUCUUAACUCCCAAUCGUUGGUGGUGAGCUGAUUGUCUCCUUCACCACAGUGUGUACAACUCUGUGCGUCUUUUUAAAAUGCACAAAAUCUGAGUAUGCUAAACCUACGUUUAAAUGUACGGACCAUUUAAGAGCGUAUUUUACAGAGCGGAAGCAAUCAUGUAAAAAUAAUGUUAUUAUUAUUUAAUUUUUUUUUACGUGUGUGCCAGUUAAUACUUGAGGACAGAUUUGCAUAAUAUGUUCCUGCAAAAAAGCUGAAAUGCACAUGUAUGAAGCAGUAUUCUUAGUAGCUUUUCCCUUGUAGAAACAUAGGGCUAUAUACAGAAAUGUACAAUUGGUUCCGGUUUCCUUUUCUCCAGUAUGUCCCAUAAUUGAAAUUAUAUUCACAGCAGCAUUGUGUAUUGUUUACAUUGUUGCAAAGACGUCAAGGGUUAAAAACAAAUAUUUGCCACAAGUGAAACAAUAUCAUUGAAUAAAUGCUGUUGUAAAUAUUGAAUGUAAACUGACCAUUCAUUACAAACGGCUUUGCAAAAUAUCAUUGCACUAUACCAUAAAAACAGCCUUUGGCAUUUUGUUUUUCAGUAUGCCCUUUUUAGCUUGAAUGUCUGAAUACUGCAGCCAUGUUGCCCAUGUUGCCAGUUUCUCUGUCACCCUUUCCAGAUUCCUUCCUACUUACCUGCCUACCUACCUGCCUGCUACCUCUCUGCCUGCUUGCUUCUGCCACCUGCUUUGUCAUUUAUAUGCAUGUAGAUCCCAGGGGAAGAAUGCUGUCACUGGACAACUUCAGUCCUCUCACAAACACUCCACUAAAUGGUCUGCCGUGUGACUUGGACCAUGGGCUACUAUUUGACUUGGGUUUGGUGUUGGCUUACAUUUGCAACAAAGAUCUUAACCUAUUUGCUUGUAUUUGAAAGUUAUGCCAUAAUUACUGUGUUUUCAUUGCAAUUGUGUUCAGUUGAUAUGAUGAUGAUAUAAUGCCAAAUCAGUCAGAACGUGGUUGGCACCUCAUUGGCACACAUCCUUUGAGCUAGAUGGCAGAAAUGAACCACCAUGUGCAGGCAGGUUUGCCAGUGGGUGCCAAGCCCUUCCUGUUUGAUGCCUGUCUGAAACGCAUCAUGGUAACAGUCAGCAAUUACGAGGAGUACUAUUGUCAAAUCAGGAAUGUAGCUUUUUUUUGUGUGUUUUUAAAACAAACUCCUGAUAUCUUUUAACAGCCACCCCAGAACUUGACCAUGAUUCCUGCCUUCCCAGGUCUCCAAUGUGGCUGGCAUCCCUGAAUGGUACUGCACUUAAGUCCCUCCCACAAACUGCUCUUAAAUCCAUAUUCAGGACAUUAGUGUUAUGCACAAUUUUAGGGAAACAAUUGUUCAAUGUAAAGGUGUCCUGAAAUGAGUUCCACAAUUUUCACAACUUCAUCACUACCCCACACUUUUCUUUUAAGGGGCAAUCUUUAUUACAACACCUCUAUCGGCUACAUUUUUACAUUUGGCUAAUUACAGUAGGUCUUUAACAAGUCCCCAGAGCUCCUUUCAUAGAACUUUGUUGCCCCCCUGCUAAUUUGGUUAUUGUCUGCAGAAGACUGCAGCUUCUUGCUGAGGUUGCACAAUGUGCUUAUUAAGAAGAAUGCAGGCACCUAUUUUUUCAGUGGCUUCGGUGCUGUGCAAAGGCCUCCCUCAAAGCAUGACUAAGGUCUAGUGCUGUUUUAUGUUUGUACGAUUACUAUAAUGGCUAUCCUGCUGAUGAUCCUGAUGUAUAUAGAGAAUUAACACUACUAUACACACUUACCCCAUUUCAUUCUUUGGGAUCCACAAAACUAUUUUAUUCCUGAAUGAAAGCCUUAACAGGUUUGUGAUUGAUCCCUUGAUAACCCAGAGGAUGGUCCAUGGGUGUGACUGGCACCCAGGCCAGGCUCACAGUUGGCCACAUGAUCAGUGUUUGUGUUUGACUCCUGGCAGAGUGCAGUCAGGACAGCGUGGUGGUGAUGCUGUUGGACAACAACUCCACCCAGGAUGCCUUCACAGACCCCGCCAGCUCCCAGGCCAGUAGCCAUAUUAAGCUUUAG